GCUUCAGCAGUGUACCCUGACAACCCUGCUCUGUAAAAGUAGGAAAAACAGAGAAUUUUAUUAUCAAUUGUAUAAAAUCGAAAAGAAAACGGCCGGAAAAUGUCACGACAAGCCUCCCGUUUGGACGCCAAGAAAGUGAACUCGGAGUUCCUGACACUCACCUACGGAGCACUCGUCACCCAGAUGCUGCGCGACUUCGAGAACGCCGAGGACGUGAACAAGCAGCUGGAGCGGAUCGGCUACAACAUGGGCAUGCGACUGAUCGAGGACUUUCUGGCCAGGACAUCGGCGCCGCGCUGCCUGGAGAUGCGCGAGACGGCCGAUCGCAUCCAGCAGGCGUUCCGCAUCUACCUGAACAUCCAGCCCACCAUCUCAAACUGGUCGCCCGCCUCCGAUGAGUUCUCCCUGGUGUUCGAUAGCAAUCCGCUGACGGAGUUCGUCGAGCUGCCGCCGGACCUGACCAAUCUGCGCUACAGUGCCAUACUCAGCGGCUGCAUCCGCGGCGCCCUGGAGAUGGUGCAGCUGGAGGUGCAGUGCUGGUUCGUGCAGGAUCAACUGAAGGGCGACAAUGUGACGGAACUGCGCGUUAAGUUCGUGCGGCGUCUAGAGGAGGUCAUACCAGCUGGCGAGGAUUAGAAAACAUUGGUGGAUCAGUGCAUCGGAGCGCAAGCUCUUCAUUAAAUGGGGGUCAAUAAAAGCACAUUCUGUAUAGAAGUUAGCAUCGAGUAAUCUGCGUUUGUCGUCGUUUUCUACACGCCAGUCCACAUUCCGGAGCAAAAGCAGCAGGAGCAGCAAGCAGCGUCCACAGGAGCAACAAGCAGCAUCAGGACAACAGGAGCGCAACAGCGGCAAAAUAGCAAUAUUGGAGCAAUAAGAAUCGUUACAACAAGUUUAGUUUUAUGUUUUAUUCGACUUUAUACAGAUGGUUUAACUUGGGUAUAUAAGAAAACAGUGAAAAAUAUGUUUCUGUUCAUAUUUGGCAUGAUAUAAAGCGUCAUAAACUCCAUACAAAAAACAUAAUAUAGUAUAAUAGUAUUCUAUUAUUUUUGAUUAAUACAAUUUAACAAAUGAACCCCCCCACAUAUAAAUAUAUUACGUCCCUAAGGCAUGGAUCGCUUUUGAUCUGGGGUGGUAAUAAAUUACAUUUGUUAGUUGUAGAUAAACUCAAAGAUAUUCAACGUGUUAAAUAUUAAAAAUGAUUCAAAAAACAA
Molecule: messenger RNA, 1211 nt
Organism: Drosophila simulans
Lineage: Eukaryota; Metazoa; Arthropoda; Insecta; Diptera; Drosophilidae
Gene: Bet3
Product: trafficking protein particle complex subunit 3
Exons: 3
Coding region: 100-636 (178 amino acids)
Biological process (GO): intra-Golgi vesicle-mediated transport; endoplasmic reticulum to Golgi vesicle-mediated transport
Cellular component (GO): cytosol; cis-Golgi network membrane; TRAPP complex
Source: RefSeq, a predicted model, not a curated record